GUCGCUUUCUUUCUCGUCUUUCUUUGUCGUUACCCUUUACUUUUCUCUCUUCCACCAUCUCUUCUCCCCGCUGUACCCGUAUCCGCACCGCCGGGAAAUGCCCUUCCCACCAUGGCGGCUCGCAACAGCCACCCACCCAGCAGCAGCACGAUGGAGCCCAGGAGGAGCCCCUUUGACGACGGGCCUCUUCCGCCCAUCAAAUCAACCGCGUGUCGCCGAUGUCAUUCGCGAAAAGUAAAGUGUUCCGGCGACCAGCCCUGCCAGAAUUGUCGGCAUGCCGGAAAAGGUGCCGAGUGCACUUACCCGCGCCGCAAUAGACAGGUCAAGGUCAGACAAAGUUAUAUUGACGGUCUUUUGGAUGAGAUCCGUCGUCUCAAGAGCCAGGUUGCUUCCCAGAGCGCUUCAACCUCAACAUGUGCACCGCUAGAUGACGUGAUAUCAGCAACGACGUCGACAGCCACACCAUCUCAGAACACCAGCUACACUGGCAACAGAGAGGUCCUAUCAACGCCAACGUCCGCACACAUAGGUGAUAAUGAAGAACCCUCGACAGUGACAGCAGCGGUGGAGGAUGCAGUAGCAGCAGCAGCAGCAGCCGGGGUCACAGCUCCAGCAACGGCAACACUCGAAGUUCGACCGUGGUUCAUCAACGCCAACGUCUUCCGUACCCCAAUCCUCAUCGGCGAGGUCGCCGACGCCGCCUUCUCCACCCGCUUCCGCCAGGUCAUCUCGGACCCCUACGCGCCGCAACCCCGCCACAUGCUCCGCGUCAACUACGCCCCCGACGCCGAGCUCAUGGCUCUCGUCAAAUCCUCCGAGAUCGCCUGGCCCACGCCCUCGCGCUCCCGCUUCCUCGUCGAGGUGGCCCUCAAGUACGUCGCCCGCCGGUACCACGUCGUCCGCCGCAGCGCCGUCAUGCGCGACCUCGAGCAGAGCAUCCACAACCCCUCCUGGGGCGACCUCAUGCUCCGCUCCAAGCUGUGGGCCCUCUUCGCCGUCGGCGAGCUCUACUCGACGAGGUCCAUCCCCUCGGAGAAGGACUUCCCCGGGAUGCCGUAUUUUGCGAAAGCCUCGCGCGUGCUGGGCGUGCUCGAUGAGCGGCCGGGCACGGACUCGAUUGAGAUCAUGCUGCUUCUUUCUUUCUACUCGUUGGCUCUGAACCGCCGCUACAGCGCGUUUGUCAUGUCCGGCACGGCGAUGCGCAUGGCCAUCGUCAUGGGCCUGCACCUCAACAUCCCCGAGUCCCAGCUGCGCGACCCGGACCUGCGCGAGCACCGCAAGCGUCUUUUCUGGACGACGUACAUUUUCGACCGCAUCUGGGCUUCCAAGCUCGGCCACCCGACCGCCAUCCAGGACAGCGACGUCGGCGUCGACCUGCCCUCCGAGGCGGCGGAUGAUAGGGCGGCAGUGGUGCGGACGCAUGCGACCGACUUUGAGGAUACCGCGUACCACGUGGCGAGCCUGCGGCUGGCGGCCCUCAUCACCAAGACGGUCCGCUCCAUUUACGGCCAGCGCAGUCAGGGCGAGGCGACGACGCUGUCGACGAGGGUCCAGCAGGCGCUCAAGGACCUGCGGGCCUGGGUGGAGGAUUUGCCUGCCCAUCUGCAGAUUGAUAACGCGGGGACUGGGCCGAAGCCUAUUUCGCUGCACCUGUCUUUUAAUCAGUGCGCGAUCCUAGCAACACGCCCAAUUCUCCUCCACAUCCUGCGAACAAAAGUCGCCUCAUGGCCAUCCGCAACCACGACCACAGAGACUCAGCAAGUCCCCGCGAGCGCCAUCACGCUUUCAGAAGCCUGCAUCCGCUGCGCGCGCCACUCGAUCCGGUUGCUAACUGAAUCGUGGAUCGACGGGUCCUUUGCGACAUUUGACUAUUUUUACACGCAGUAUCUCUUCUCCGCGCUGACGAUCCUUGCCGCCUCGAGUCUUCUCCAGGACGGUGCCGUCGGCGGGGCGGGGCCGGGGACGACGCCCAACGACGACAAGGAGGCCUUUGAGGAAUCGGUCAGGUUCCUCUCGCAACUGCGCGACGCGGGAAACUUUGCUGCAAUGGAGUACUGCCACCACGUUGACGUGAUGAGGGCUGAGCUCGAUAGGUUCUAUGCGAAGCGCAGGGGGAGGCUGGAUGCCGAGCAGCAGCAGACGCAGACGCAGGUUUCCUCUUCAUCUUCCUAUGGUGAGGUACUACCACCGCCGCACGGAGCCGGGCCCGAACCCGAAUCCGGCCCGCUCAUGACGUCGCAAUUCGGUUCCAGUGGUGCAAGUGGACUUCCAGUCCGGCCGGGGACGGGCACAGGCACGACGGCGGGGAUGGCGCUGACGGAGCCGUCGUUGGAGGAGCUCCUUGCGCAACCGGUGUUGGAUCUGCAGUUUCUGGAGGCUUCUUUCUAUGAUGACUUGCAGGCGUUGUAUUGGCCUGAUUUUAGCGCGGAGAAUUGGGAUACGUGGGCUUCGACCUAAAGGUCUUGUUACCCUGUUCAUGGGAGAAAGUUGUGGUGGAGCGGGCCCAGGGAGGGGAGAGUCGGGGAUGGAAGGGCCGUUCAAGGAUGAACGGAAGCAAAACAUUUCCGUUCCCAUUGAUGUACACUGUAAGCAGGGAUCGAACAUAAUCCGAUUUGAAGAAAACAAAAAGAGACGAGAUUUCGUCGACUUCGUUUUUACCUUAUUUGCGGGAUCAUUUUCUUCCGGGGAGGUGGUCCAGGUGGGGGGUACGG
This is a messenger RNA of Colletotrichum acutatum, 2711 nucleotides long. RefSeq names its product fungal-specific transcription factor domain-containing protein. Gene Ontology annotation, cellular component: nucleus. Lineage: Eukaryota; Fungi; Ascomycota; Sordariomycetes; Glomerellales; Glomerellaceae. The record is from RefSeq and is a predicted model, not a curated record. The transcript is spliced from 3 exons. Gene Ontology annotation, molecular function: DNA-binding transcription factor activity, RNA polymerase II-specific; zinc ion binding; sequence-specific DNA binding. Bases 112 to 2457 code for a protein of 781 amino acids. Gene Ontology annotation, biological process: DNA-templated transcription; positive regulation of transcription by RNA polymerase II.